GCUCUUGAUAAGGGCAGCCGAUAAGUCGUCUGACUCCACCACAACAACCACGCGUUCAGGGGGGUCGGGAUUUAGGUGUUGUAUGGCUAAUUCAUAUCCUCACUUUGAUCCUUAUCAUCACGAUCACAACCCUUCGUCAUGGUAUCAAGGCAAGAUCAAAAUGUCCAAGAUGAAAGGCAAGUUCCACAUACAACGCCUGCGAGAGUAGGAUGGAGGCGGCUAUUAGCCACUUCAAGAUCAACUGCCGCUGUUUUCAUCGUUGCAAAUUCACUCACAGCCGGAUCGAUAUUUUGUUUCCCUUUGUUCGGUCCAAAGAUAACGACUGAUUUAGGUUUAAGUUUAACCCAAACAAAUGCCAUUUGGUCAGCCGCAAUUUUGGGUCAAUAUGCUUCAGCGGCUAUCUUUGGACAUAUUGCCGAUACUUAUGGACCAAGACCUUUAUCGUUCAUGGCUUCAAUCCUCUUUGGUGUUGGAUAUGUUUUAAUGGCACAUACAGAAAGUGAUGCGAUAUCACAUCACUCGUCAUCUUCAUCAUCAGCCAGCUCCAAUAGGGCAAACUUUGUAGCAAUGGCGGCUUAUUUUGUUCUUGUUGGUACAGGCGUUGCUGCAAGUAUAUUCUCUGCUCUUCGAUCGUCUACCUCGCAUUUCAAGUCACAUCCUGGUUUGGCACUUUCGAUUCCAUUAACGCUUUUCAGUCUAUCUUCACUUUUCCUUUCAGCAUUUGCAUCCCUCUCAUUCUUCACCGACCCGAAUACGGGCGACCUCAAUAGUCCAAAAUGGUUGGCAUGGCUUGGAGCUGCUUUGAUGAUCACUAAUGCACUAUCAGCCUUUGGCCUUUCUGUACCGGCUGAAGGCCAAGGACACGAUGAGGCUGCAGCUGAGGCAAGACAAGACCAAGACGAACCUGUAACGGAGCGGACGGCAUUAUUAGGCUCACGGCCAUUGCCAGCCUUUCUCUGGUCGAUCCCAUACAAUCGUGAUCCAUCAGAUUAUCCACGUGAACCUUUGUUGAGCUUGAAAGAGUAUCUCUCUGCACCUUCAGUAUGGAUAAUGGGGAUAGUACUGUUUGCUGGAGUGGGUGGAGCAGAGAUGGUGAUGGGAUCUAUCGGAAGUAUUGUUGUGAGCCUACGAGCCGUACAUACUGCCUUAGAUGGUGACAAUCAAGAUGACAAGACUCGAUUAGGAAGAGAAACAUUGGCCUUGCGAACACAACAAGUGCAGCUAUUAGCUAUCGCCAAUACUGUUUCACGACUGCUUGUAGGGCUGUUGACCGACCUUUGCUCUCCACAAGCAUCAAGUAAGAGACCUUCUGCGAUUUCCAACAACGCGAGCCGUGCCGAUGAAGCAAGCUGGAAAAAGGCUCUGCAAAGGUUCACGAUAAGCCGAUUAUCCCUUCUUCUUGUCGGAUUAGCACUUCUGUGUGUCACUUUUAUUUAUUCUUCAAUAUUUGUCGAUCGAGUUGACAGACUUUGGCUCGUUAGCUUAGCAACCGGAACAGGGUAUGGGCUAACAUUUACUGUAUUACCAUCUACGAUCAUUUGCGUUUGGCCACAACAAUUUGGUCGCAACUAUGGACUGUUGACCUACGCUGCCGCUCUCGGAAGCUUGUUUUUCUCAAUGCUGUUCGCAAAUAUUAACGAUAGAAUCGCAUCUCGUCAAUUUCCCAUCAAGAUGCCAGACGACAAAAUGAAUCUUCUUGCUGAAGCACAACAAGCCAUUUGUCCAUACGGAAGGGAAUGUUUUGCACCAAGCUUUGCUUUUGCUGCUCUGGUUGUAGGCGUUGCAUUCUUUGCCACAGUACCGCUUUGGCGAGCAUGGAGAACGCUUCUUUAGAUAUGUAGAAGUCAUAUAUCAUUUAGAACUUACGACGUAUUAUCAACUCAAUUGUACUAUAAGCAUCAUCAUUCAAUGUAUAUCUGCCUCUCACUUCACUCAAACUAGAUGAAUAAUGGUAUCAUUG
Meira miltonrushii is the source of this 1960-nucleotide messenger RNA. RefSeq names its product MFS general substrate transporter. Gene Ontology annotation, biological process: transmembrane transport. The record is from RefSeq and is a predicted model, not a curated record. The transcript has a single exon. The coding region runs from base 139 to 1833 and encodes 564 amino acids. Gene Ontology annotation, molecular function: transmembrane transporter activity. Lineage: Eukaryota; Fungi; Basidiomycota; Exobasidiomycetes; Exobasidiales; Brachybasidiaceae. Gene Ontology annotation, cellular component: membrane.